AUGGGGAGGAUCAGGAAAAACCACUUUGGGAUUUUGACUUUUUAUUUUUUAGCAAAAAUCGUGUGGGCGCAAAGCGCCAAGGACCUCAAAGAUCCAAGUAAUAUGCCCCUGGUAAAAGAAACUGUGGACAGACUGAUGAAGGGAUACGACAUACGGUUGAGACCAGAUUUUGGAGGUGCACCAGUGGCAGUGGGAAUGAAUAUAGACAUCUCCAGCAUAGACAUGGUUUCUGAAGUCAAUAUGGACUACACACUGACAAUGUACUUUCAGCAAGCAUGGCGGGAUAAACGUCUGUCCUACUCUGAAGUUGCUUACAACUUGACUUUGGAUAACCGCGUAGCAGACCAGCUCUGGGUCCCAGACACAUACUUCCUCAACGACAAAAAGUCCUUCGUUCAUGGAGUGACGGUUAAAAACAGGAUGAUCCGCCUUCAUCCAGAUGGCACGGUGCUGUACGGACUCAGGAUCACAACAACAGCUGCCUGCAUGAUGGACCUGAGGAGAUAUCCUCUGGAUGAACAAAACUGCACUCUGGAGAUCGAGAGCUAUGGAUAUACCACUGAUGACAUUGAGUUUUACUGGCGAGGCGGAGAGGGUGCAGUGUCUGGGGUUGACAGAAUAGAACUCCCACAGUUUUCUAUUGUUGACUAUAAACUCAUCUCCAAAAAUGUCGUGUUCUCCACAGGUUCCUACCCCCGCCUGUCCCUCAGCUUCAAACUCAAGAGGAACAUUGGUUACUUCAUCCUGCAGACGUACAUGCCUUCCAUCCUGAUUACCAUCCUCUCCUGGGUCUCCUUCUGGAUCAACUACGAUGCCUCUGCUGCGAGAGUAGCCCUGGGGAUCACCACGGUGCUGACCAUGACCACCAUCAACACUCACCUGCGGGAGACGCUGCCAAAGAUCCCCUACGUGAAAGCCAUUGACAUGUACCUGAUGGGCUGUUUUGUCUUUGUCUUCUUGGCCCUGUUGGAGUACGCUUUUGUCAACUACAUCUUCUUCGGCCAGGGCCCACAGCGGCAGAAGAAGGCUGCAGAGAAGGCCGCUUUGGCCAACAAUGAAAAACUACGAUCCGACCCGAACAAGUGGCUGGUGGGAAAUGUAGUUCAGAGAGAUGAUGCUCUGUAUGCCAGAAUGAAACAGAAGGAAAUUGACGCAUAUGACUCGAUGUGGGAUCCCAUCUUUAUGGACGAUGCCGCAUUAGGACUAGGCGAGCAGAGAAAUAAGAUGACGACUGACGACAACCUCCUGUUCGGGACUCUGGAGAUGAAGAACGAAAUGGGAGGAGUGGGGGAUCUAUCUCGAGGCCUGGGCGCUCCGGGAGACCCUCGCAACACCAUGAUGUCCUACGACGCCUCUUCGCUCAUGUACCGCAGGGCAGCCAUGGCUCGCCAGAACUACGGCCACAGCGCUUUGGAACGACACGCCCAAAAGAAGUCGCGGCUACGGAGACGGGCCUCCCAGCUCAAAGUCAACAUCCCCGACCUCUCCGAUGUGAACUCCAUCGACAAGUGGUCCAGAAUGAUCUUCCCCACGGUCUUUUCCUUCUUCAACGUGGUCUACUGGCUCUACUACGUUCAUUAA
This is a messenger RNA of Knipowitschia caucasica, 1581 nucleotides long. The record is from the annotation of a GenBank genome assembly. NCBI's taxonomy places the organism in Eukaryota, Metazoa, Chordata, Actinopteri, Gobiiformes, Gobiidae.